Rubroshorea leprosula is the source of this 789-nucleotide messenger RNA. Lineage: Eukaryota; Viridiplantae; Streptophyta; Magnoliopsida; Malvales; Dipterocarpaceae. The record is from the annotation of a GenBank genome assembly.
GGAACGUAAGCUUUCCUUGUCCUUUGUACGUUUGUUUUACUUUACAGAGUAUGAUUAUCUCUCUUCCUCGAUGCAGACACCAAAUUGGCUUAACUGGCAAAAAGCUCCCUCAAAAGUUUGCUUAACCUUUUCCCCUUUUCAACCACUCCCUCCUCUUUCUCGAUCGCCAAAGCGAUGAGCACGUGACCCGUGCACAUUGAUGUGAGUGUAAAUGUCGCCAGGUGGGGUGGGCGUUUAGUAGAAACCAUGGCACAGCCAGAUUGUAAUGUUUUGUUUAGCGAAAUUAGAAGCAUUCGCUGUGGAACAAUCCUCACAUUCAACAAGAACCCGUUGUGUCAAAUUUUAAGUUGUACAAUUUAAAUUACAAUAUAAUUUUUUUUAAAUUUUUUUUCUAUUAUAUUUUUAUAUGAAAGGCAUGGUAUGAUACGUAUAUUGCGUGAGUACUUUGCCAGGGUAGGGCUUGUUGACGUUCUCAGUUUUCUUUCUUUGAGGGGCAAAAAUGAAAGAGACUAAUGAAGCUAGCCUGACAAAAACAAUAACAGAGAAAAGGAAUCGGGCUCAUUCAACCGGAAGCAACUACCCAGUAGUACUGCAAAUUCAUAGUUGUGCCAGAGGGUAAUUUCAGAGUUUAUCUGCCUCUGUUUUUUUUUCCUCUUUUUUUUUUUUUUGGCAUCUAUAUUGCCAGGCAUGGCUUGCUUCAAGAAUGAACUCUCAAGAGUAGGACAACAAGAAUCUUCUUUCCAAAGGUUGUUUGGAGGUUGGAACCCUCAAUACAAUAUUGUUUUUGUA